Molecule: messenger RNA, 1053 nt
Organism: Pelobates fuscus (common spadefoot toad)
Lineage: Eukaryota; Metazoa; Chordata; Amphibia; Anura; Pelobatidae
Gene: UCMA
Product: upper zone of growth plate and cartilage matrix associated
Exons: 5
Coding region: 136-561 (141 amino acids)
Biological process (GO): regulation of osteoblast differentiation; embryonic skeletal system development
Cellular component (GO): extracellular matrix
Source: RefSeq, a predicted model, not a curated record
CAGCAUUCUAUCCCUAGUCCCCUCCCUCUCAGUAGCAUUCCUAACGCCUGCAUUACAUUUCUAACACAUGAGGAAUUUGCAGCCUUCUUUCAGGAUCCCUGCAGUAUAUUGACAAGGCAAGUAAAGGAAGAUAAAAUGAAGUGGAAACAAGUCCUGCUGCUGUCCUGUGCUGCUGCAGUGGUACUAUUAGCUAUUCUACAAGAGAGUGAAAGUGCGUCUGUCAGGACCAGCGAUGAUGGGGCUGUUAAAAAACAAAGUAAUUCGAAAAAAGGCUUGAGAAAGAUUUUUAUGGCAGAAUCUGAUGCUUCAAAUUUCUUUAAGAAACGUGGCAAGAGAUCAACUAAAUCCCAGGACGAAAUAAACGCUGAGAACCGACAAAGACUAUCAGCUGAUGAGCGUAGAAGGGAAUACUAUGAAGAACAAAGAAAUGAAUUUGAGAACUAUGUGGAGGAGGAGCAAGAUGAGCAAGAAGAAAGGAGCCGUGAGCAAAUUGAUCAGUGGCGCCAAUGGCAUUAUGAUGGACUGUCGCCAUCCUACCUCUACCAGCGCCAAAAUAUUUAAGGUCUAAUAGGAAUAGAGACCAACCUAAUAUUUUGUGUUAAUAAAAACGAUUCUCUCAGUAAAAAUUAUAAGUGAUCUGCAAGCCUUAACAUACAUGCGCUGCAGAUGUGAAAUAUCCCAGAUUUUUAGAAUAAAUUUUAAAGAGUCUUUUAAAAUGUGUUUUGUGCAGUUAUAGAAUAAGUUAUACUAAUGUUUAUGGGCCAUUUGUUUAGCUUGCAUACUAGUUCUCGAGUUGUAAAAUUUUGUCUCUUACCUUUAACUUUUUUCCUAGCAAUAUCUAGGCAUCUUUCUGUGCAUUUUAUAACUAAUUCAAUACAAUUAGGUUAUAUUUUAUAACGUUCAGUAAUAUGCUAUUUUCAGGACAGGGCAAAGGAAAAAAUAAGCAGAAAUUCUAAUGUUUAAAAAAAAAAAGUGUGUGUGGUAUACAAACCUAAAUAAGAUAAUAAAAAGUAUUGUAACAUGCCUCUGUUGAAUAAAUACAUAGUAACACCA